Messenger RNA from Thelazia callipaeda (thelaziosis nematode), 473 nucleotides. The record is from the annotation of a GenBank genome assembly. NCBI's taxonomy places the organism in Eukaryota, Metazoa, Nematoda, Chromadorea, Rhabditida, Thelaziidae.
CUGACUAAACUUGCUAAGGAGAAAAAACUUUUCAACGGAGAUUAUGAAGCAAUCUCAAAGCUAAACUGCUUUUCUACUAAAUUUGUCUCCGAUAUUGAAGAACAAAAAGGUUACAAGGAUUAUCGAAGAACUUUUCAAAUUUUGCAAGAAAUUGGUGUUAAUAAAAUUAGCGAUAACGACUGCAUUCACGUUGCAUAUAUUUGUGAAGUGAUUAGCACUCGAGCGGCGUAUCUGACAGCAGCUGGUAUUUCAUGCAUUCUCAGUCGCAUGAAAAAAAAGUUUGUAACAGUAGGCAUCGAUGGGUCUGUUUAUCGUUUCCAUCCAAAAUUUGGCAAAGUUCUCGAUCGCAAAAUUAACGAUUUACUGCCCAGAAAUCUGGAUUACCAGCUGAUGCUGUCGGAAGAUGGAAGUGGCAAGGGGGCAGCUCUUGUCGCAGCUGUAGCAAGUCGAAUCAAGGCUGAACACCAAUAAUA